UAUUUAUGUUAUUUUUGUUAAUGUUUACGACAUGACACAAUAAGAUAAUUUCUUUCUACUUCGUUCUACUAACCUAGGUCACACUUCUUUUAUCCAAAACUGCGCUUCCCUAGAUUCCGCUGUACCCCCGAGGAGCUUGAGGCAUCCGUCAAUCACACUACGUAUAACUCGCCAUGGCCUCGGGCGGUGGCCGCAAAUGGCAACAAUUACUACAGGAGCUAGUAAUGAUUGCUGGCACUUCCCUUUCCACCUAUUUCGUCGUCCGAUUCCUCCUCUCCAGGGUCGAAUUCGACCCCGAUAGCCAAAAGCAUGAGGAGGCAAAGCGGAAAUCCGCGGCCAUCUUGCGAAGACUCGACAGCCCUGAUGAUUCUGACGACGAAUCGUCCAAGUCAAAAAAAAGUUCGUCACGGAAAAGGAAGCAGAGGAAGGAGGACCUCGUUCUCUCGCAAUAUGAACAGACCAUCGCGAUGGACGUUGUAGCGCCUGAAGAUAUCCCUGUAUCCUUUAGUGACAUUGGUGGACUGGAGGAUAUCAUUGAAGAAUUGAAAGAGUCGGUCAUAUAUCCGCUCACCAUGCCACAUCUAUAUUCAACCACAUCAUCACUCCUCAGUGCACCCUCGGGGGUGCUCCUAUACGGACCACCUGGCUGUGGCAAGACGAUGUUGGCAAAGGCGCUGGCGCACGAGAGUGGAGCUUGUUUUAUAAAUCUUCACAUCUCAACCUUGACAGAAAAAUGGUACGGCGAUUCGAACAAGCUGGUCAACGCCGUCUUCUCUCUGGCGCGCAAAUUAGAGCCGAGCAUCGUCUUCAUCGAUGAGAUCGAUGCAGUACUGGGGACACGGCGGAGCGGCGAACACGAGGCCAGCGGCAUGGUCAAGGCUGAGUUCAUGACACACUGGGACGGGUUGACCUCGUCCAACACGUCAGGGCAACCACAGAGGGUUCUCAUCCUUGGCGCGACAAAUCGAAUCCAGGAUAUCGACGAGGCGAUUCUCAGACGCAUGCCGAAGAAAUUCCCUGUCACCCUUCCACCGGCCGCGCAGAGAUUGCGGAUAUUAGGGCUUAUCCUUAAGGAUACAAAGAUAGACCGGGAAAAUUUUGACCUGAACUUCCUCGUCAAAGCUAUGGCGGGGAUGUCUGGCAGUGAUAUCAAGGAAGCCUGCCGAGAUGCCGCAAUGGUACCUAUCCGAGAGCUAAUACGAUCGAAACGGGAUUCGGGCACUACGAUGGAAACUGUGGAUCCCGAUGAAGUGCGUGGUUUGCGAACGGAAGACUUUUUUAAACGAGCAGGUAGCGUGAAGGCUGCCAACCAUAGCGGUAGUAAUGGUGCUAUUAACCGCAAAUCCAUACUCACGAAAGCCGCGAGCAGUGAGCCACCUUCUGAAAAAGAGUGGACUACUGAUUCUGAAGGAGGCGGUGAUGGGGUUGUUGAACCGGAAUUUAUCCCAAUAGAUAAAUGAUUUAUUGGGCUUCCCCGUCAGGGCGCACAUCUAUUACCUUAUUUUAUACCAUCCAUACACGUAUAUAUACUCCGUUUUUUCAGCAUUUCUUUCUAAUUAUGAAAUCCCACUCUUAUUCAUUCUUCGGGAAGUGUGUACAGUAUGAUAUCCUUUCCUAACGGUGGCAAUUAUGGGAAGAUUUGGGAUCUUGUUCGAAUUAUCAUUGGCUAUCAUAUAGAAAUGAGAGGGCGUUCUAAC
This is a messenger RNA of Histoplasma capsulatum G186AR, 1697 nucleotides long. RefSeq names its product ATPase family AAA domain-containing protein. Gene Ontology annotation, cellular component: mitochondrial outer membrane. Lineage: Eukaryota; Fungi; Ascomycota; Eurotiomycetes; Onygenales; Ajellomycetaceae. The record is from RefSeq and is a predicted model, not a curated record. Gene Ontology annotation, molecular function: ATP binding; ATP hydrolysis activity. The transcript is spliced from 2 exons. The coding region runs from base 174 to 1460 and encodes 428 amino acids.